This is a messenger RNA of Rhododendron vialii, 1337 nucleotides long. RefSeq lists its product as uncharacterized. Bases 413 to 1237 code for a protein of 274 amino acids. The transcript is spliced from 3 exons. The record is from RefSeq and is a predicted model, not a curated record. NCBI's taxonomy places the organism in Eukaryota, Viridiplantae, Streptophyta, Magnoliopsida, Ericales, Ericaceae.
AAGUACCCCAAUUAUCAUGUCGACAAGUGGAAACCAAGAGCACGAAGAUUCUAGCAGUGACGACGAUGAGUUAAUGGAUCUAGAAUUUUUGGAAAAUAUGGAGGAAUUUGAUGAGGAGGAUGAGCGAAUUCCUCAACGAGUAGCCCCUUUUACUGGUCAAUCAUACACUCAAUUUUUUAUGACAAAACACCCCACAACCAUUAAAGAUGUUUUACGUGUUGACAAACUGACUUUUAAAUCAUUGGUUGCAUUGUUGGUGGAUAAGGGUCAGUUAAAAUGGGAUCAUAUGAGACUAUCCAUAGAGGAAUCGUUGGCAAUAUUCUUGUUCAUAUGUGGACAAAGCGGACGGAUGUGACUUGCUGCUGACCAAUUCCAACAUUCCCUUGAUACCAUAAGCAGACACUUCAACCUUAUGCGUCGUGCUCUUUGUUAUGUUGGUAUGUCCAUAAUCCGACCACCUAAUCUUAACGACACGCCUCCUCAAAUUCUCAAUGACAGAAGAUAUUACCCAUGGUUUAAUGACUGCAUUGGCGCAAUAGAUAGAACCCACAUUGAGGCUUGGGUACCAGCGUCCAAGCAAAUCGCAUUUCGUGGCAGGAAGUCCAUCAAAACUCAAAAUGUGAUGGCAGUAUGCUCAUUUGACAUGAAGUUUACUUUCGUUUACCCCGGUUGGGAAGGGAGUGCCCACGAUGGACGUGUUUUCUUGGCUGCAGCGUCGAACCCAGCCUACAACUUCCCACACCCGCCACUAAAUAAAUAUUAUGUGGUGGAUUCUGGAUACACGAACAUGCUCAGGUAUCUAGCUCCUUAUCGAGGACAUAGGUACUAUAGGGACAAGUGGAAUGGAGUUGAUACAGUGUUUCGGUUGCCCCAAGAGCUGUUUAACUACAAGCAUUCAUCGUUGAGGAAUGUUAUAGAACGUUGUUUCGGUGUUUUGAAAGCAACGUUCCCAAUACUAAAAACUAUGCCUAGGUACUCAUGUGCUCGUCAACCUACAAUCGUUAGUGCAUGUUGUGUGGUGCACAAUUGGAUCAUAGAGCGGCAUGGAAGAGAUGAAUUUUUCGAUGGACAUAAUGAACAUGAUUGGGAGGGAAAUGAGGAGGACAACGGGAAUGGCGUAGAGGAACAUGUCAGUAAUGUAGGCGAGGUUGAGCCUAUCAACAUGUCACGUCAAAAUCUUCAAUUGAUGUCUAUUAGGCAGGAUGAAAUUGCGCAACAAAUUUGGGCGGACUAUUGAUGUGUUUUUCUUUUCAUGCACUAGUUUGUUAUCUUCAAAUUCUACCGUAUUUGUCAACUAUCAUAUAUGUUUAUGUAUUAUUAUUUGAACUGUGACUUUC